AUGGGCGUGUGGCAUAGAAACGUACGUUACAACUGUCGCAUCCUGCUCACCUACAAGAAAAUCUUUUUCAUCCGGCCGAAAGUGAGCCUCGUCGACGACGGCCUAUACCGCGAAGCUCGACAUUUUACAGCCUGGGUCAAGGAGAGGACAACUGAGACGUAUUGCCUUGAAAAGGAUGUCAGCGAUAUCACGGGCCAGAUGACGGUACCAAUUGCCGAACCCGUUCUCUCUACGUUUGGAUACAUCGGUCGGGUAAGUGGAAAAUACUUCUAA
Molecule: messenger RNA, 273 nt
Organism: Cladophialophora psammophila CBS 110553
Lineage: Eukaryota; Fungi; Ascomycota; Eurotiomycetes; Chaetothyriales; Herpotrichiellaceae
Product: NAD+ synthase (glutamine-hydrolyzing)
Exons: 2
Coding region: 1-273 (90 amino acids)
Biological process (GO): NAD+ biosynthetic process
Cellular component (GO): cytoplasm
Molecular function (GO): glutaminase activity; NAD+ synthase (glutamine-hydrolyzing) activity
Source: RefSeq, a predicted model, not a curated record